GCAGGAUGGGUGAUGCUCAAAGCUCCCUCAUUAGACAACAGACACGAGAGGUCAGGAAGAAAGCGCUUAUAAAUUACCGUUUCCUCCUGCUCGGCGCUGCUAGUCGCGCCGCACCGCUCCGCCGGACGCGCCGCAGGGGCGCAGCGGCGCGCAGGCACCGCGGCCAGCGGACACAGGAAAAGAAAAUACAUUCAGCAGAGAUUCUUCUUCAUAAAGCAGAAAUAUGGCAACAAAGGAAAAGCUUCAGUGCUUGAAAGAUUUCCACAAGGACAUCCUCAAACCUUCCCCCGGCAAGAGCCCGGGGACACGGCCUGAGGAUGAGGCUGAGGGGAAGCCCCCGCAGCGGGAGAAGUGGGCGAGCAAGAUCGACUUCCUGCUGUCCGUGGCGGGGGGAUUCAUCGGUUUGGGCAACGUCUGGCGGUUCCCGUAUCUCUGCUACAAAAACGGCGGAGGUGCAUUUCUUAUACCUUAUUUCAUUUUCCUGUUUGGGGGAGGUCUUCCCGUGUUUUUCCUGGAGGUGGUGCUAGGACAGUAUACCUCCGAAGGUGGAAUUACAUGCUGGGAAAAGAUCUGCCCUAUUUUCACUGGAAUUGGUUAUGCUUCCAUAGUGAUUGUGUCCCUUCUGAAUGUGUACUACAUCGUGAUCCUGGCCUGGGGACUCUACUACCUGUUCCAGUCGUUCCAGAGCGUGCUGCCAUGGGCACACUGCCACCAGAAGUGGAACACGCCCACCUGUGUGGAGGACACUCUCAGGAAGAACAAAACGCUCUGGAUAUCACUGAAUGCCACUAACUUCACCUCUCCUGUCACAGAAUUUUGGGAGCGCAAUGUGCUGAGCUUGUCCUCGGGGAUUGAAGAUAUUGGUAUUAUCAAGUGGGAUCUAGCACUGUGUCUCCUCCUUGUCUGGGUGAUUUGUUUCUUCUGCAUUUGGAAAGGAGUCAAAUCCACUGGGAAGGUAGUGUACAUCACUGCCACAUUCCCAUUCAUCAUGCUCCUUGUUCUACUCAUCCGUGGCGUGACCCUGCCUGGAGCUGCAGAAGGCAUCAAGUUUUAUCUGUACCCUGAUAUCUCACGGUUAGCUGACCCACAGGUCUGGAUAGAUGCAGGGACACAAAUCUUCUUCUCAUAUGCAAUCUGCUUAGGAGCAAUGACUUCCCUGGGGAGCUACAACAAGUACAAAUACAACUGCUAUAGGGACUGUUUGCUGCUGGGAUGCCUGAACAGUGGUACCAGUUUUGUGUCUGGCUUCGCAAUUUUUUCCGUCCUGGGCUUCAUGGCACAAGAGCAAGGGGUGAACAUUGCUGAUGUGGCAGAGUCAGGUCCAGGCCUGGCCUUCAUUGCCUACCCAAAAGCUGUGUCCAUGAUGCCACUGCCCACCUUUUGGGCAAUCCUUUUUUUUAUUAUGCUUCUGUUGCUUGGACUGGAUAGCCAGUUUGUUGAAGUUGAAGGACAGAUCACGUCAUUAGUUGAUCUGCACCCAUCCUUCCUAAGGAAGGGUUACCGACGGGAAAUCUUCAUCGCUAUAGUGUGUUUCCUUAGCUAUCUUCUGGGACUAACUAUGGUGACUGAGGGUGGCAUGUAUGUUUUUCAACUCUUUGACUACUAUGCAGCUAGUGGUGUAUGCCUUUUGUGGGUUGCAUUCUUUGAAUGUAUUGCUGUAGCCUGGGUUUAUGGCGCUGAUAAUAUUUAUGAUGCCAUUGAGGAUAUGAUUGGAUACAGACCUGGUCCCUGGAUGAAGUGGAGCUGGAUUGUGAUCACACCAGUUCUCUGCGUGGGGUGCUUUAUCUUUUCUUUGGCCAAGUAUAAACCACUGACCUACAACAAGGUCUACACAUACCCAGACUGGGCAAUUGGCCUGGGCUGGGUUCUUGCCCUUUCCUCCAUGAUCUGCAUCCCUAUGGUGAUGGUCAUCCGCAUCAUUCGGUCAGAUGGGUCACUCAUUGAGAGGAUAAAGGCGGUGGCUGCCCCCAAGGAGGUGAAUCGAUGGUCCAAGGAGACAGAGAGUGGCACCCCCUUCUGCCCCAAUGGAACUUCGAAUGGCGGAUUGAUCAAGCCAACUCAUAUCAUUGUGGAAACCAUGAUGUGAGCUCUCUCUGUGAGAGGAUAAACCUGCUUUAACUGCCGUUUACUAACCAUAGAUUCUCAUAGGACCAGGUUUACAGAGCUUUAUAUUUGCACUAGGAUUUAUUUUUAUUUCUCACAGAGAAAGUUAUUUUUUGUGUGUGUUUUUUUUUUUAAUAUUUUGUAAGGUAAUCACAGCACACGUCUCUCUGUAGAGGGAGAGCUUUCAUAUCAGACUAGACAUAUUACAAGAAUUUACUAUUAUUGGGUUUUUUUAAAUAUAUAUAUCUUUAUCUCUAAAUAUUAUACACCUUACCACUUGAAUUGAUUGUCUUGCCAGCAAUACAUUCAAGUCUCAGAAAGCAAUUUUAGGUGCUGGUAUGGUUGGGAGCAGGGUAAUCUACAGAACACACAAAAGGAGCUCUGUUGAGAGUUACAUUUUUUUAAACAAUGCUGUUUCAAGAGAAUUUUCAAAGGUGUAGUAUUUCCACCCUCUGGUUCAACUGUGGUAAACUACAGGUGUCAGGGUCACUUCAGGAAGUGGGGAGAGUUUUGUUUAGUGCAGUCCCUGGAUAAGAAUAUAGCCAAACAGCUGGAGUGGAGAGUUUGCAAGGGAUGCAGAGAAGCUGGAUGUGAACAGUAUUGUGGCUGUACCUCCCAGGGACCGCACUGGCACCCUGUCACACCAACUGAAGAGAACUUGGGGAAGGCAUUUGCAGGAUUUGGCAUGGUUCAGUCUUUUGUUGUUGUUGUUUUUAAAAUUUUUGAGAUUCUUUUUUAACAUAAGUGAAAUGCCUGCUGUUUGUGUGUGAGCAGGGAGGUUGGGUACCUGCUCCUGAGUUUUCCAGCAAACCAUAUUUUGGUGUGGUGGCACUAUUUGAAUUCUGCAAACUGGGAGGGCAGCCUGUCCCCAGGGCAGCAGGGAUGAGCACAGAGCAGCCAAGGGGGGAAAGCAGCCCCUGCUCUUAAGGUGUUUGCUUGCCCAUUUGGACUUUGGUUUGGGCAGGAAAAUAAAGGAAUCACUUCUGGACUCUGACCAUCUAGAGGUGAACACAAACCAGGUCAUCCCUGACAGGUGGAACUAAACCACUCACCUGGUGUAACUGGUAUUGAUAACAGACAUGUUAAUAAUAAUAGUAAUGAUGAUAAUAAUAUCACACAGCAAACAGGUGCUUUUCAUCCAUGUAUCUCAAAAAUGCUUUUCCAAGUUCAGUAACCAGGAUUUGCUUUAUUUAUUUAUUUGGGGGAGGGAGGUAUUUGCUGUUAGAGGAACAGACAAAAGGACUAAGUGAGUCCCUUGUCCCAUGUUACUAAAUAGGAGUAGUGGACCUGGAGGCCCCAUUCUCCUUGCUCAUCAUUGGAUUAACCCAUGAUUUUAUUUUAUUUUACUUUAUUUUAUUCUAUUUUAUUUUAUUUUUAAGGGGGAUGGAGGGUGGCAAACAUAUUUAUGAUUUUUAUCUGCUGAAGAGACAGGGCUCUUUGAAAUUUAAAUUAAAGCAAAGGGAACACAUAACACUGAAAUAUUUUGUGUUGGUCAGAAGGAAUUGGGCACCAUUCCAGGUGAGACUGGGAAGUGAAGAGAAACCCCUACAAGGAGUAUAGGAGUGGGGGUUCCACUUCAUGUAAUGCAGGUGA
Messenger RNA from Melozone crissalis (California towhee), 3696 nucleotides. It is a transcript of the gene SLC6A6, whose product is annotated as solute carrier family 6 member 6. Lineage: Eukaryota; Metazoa; Chordata; Aves; Passeriformes; Passerellidae. The record is from RefSeq and is a predicted model, not a curated record. The coding region runs from base 224 to 2086 and encodes 620 amino acids. The transcript has 15 exons. Gene Ontology annotation, cellular component: plasma membrane. Gene Ontology annotation, biological process: taurine transmembrane transport; neurotransmitter transport; sodium ion transmembrane transport. Gene Ontology annotation, molecular function: taurine:sodium symporter activity.